GAGCGGCCUGAGCCACAAGUGUGUAGAAAGAGACAUAAAGGAGGCACAGGUGUUUGCAAAGGAUGUGACAUGAGGCGCAAAUACUUAGGAGGAAAAAUGCACAAGUGGGUGGAAGAGAUUCGGGAGGCCUUCAAGGUGUUUGACCGAGAUGGAAAUGGAUUCAUUUCCAAACAAGAGCUGGGCACAGCAAUGAGAUCUCUGGGGUAUAUGCCAAAUGAAGUGGAACUAGAAGUCAUUAUACAGCGACUGGACAUGGAUGGAGAUGGCCAGGUUGAUUUUGAAGAGUUUGUGACAUUACUGGGACCAAAGAUCACAACAUCUGGAAUCCCAGACAAGUUUCAUGGUGCUGACUUUGACUCUGUAUUUUGGAAGUGCGACAUGCAGUCACUGUCAGUGGAGGAAUUGAAGAGGUUGUUGUACGACACUUUCUGUGACCAUCUGUCAAUGCGUGACAUUGAGAAUAUCAUAUUGACAGAAGAGGCCGGAAACCUGGGAACAAGAGGGGAUUGUUCUGUCGAUAUGGAGAGUUCUUCAAACCAGCAAAUUCGACAGACCUGCGUAAGGAAGAGUCUGAUCUGCGCCUUUGCCAUUGCUUUUAUUAUUAGUGUGAUGCUUAUAGCAGCCAAUCAGGUCCUACGCAGUGGCAUGAAGUGAUAAAAUAGAGUUUUCUCUUAAUGAUCAACAUAGGGACUUUCCUGUGUCAGAGCUGACUCUUCUCACUCCUCUCACUGAUCUACAAAUGGACUUCAGGACCUCAAAAGAAGAACCCACCAUACAAACAACAUAAAAUCCAGGGGGCGACCCCUCA
Messenger RNA from Xenopus laevis (African clawed frog), 808 nucleotides. It is a transcript of the gene cabp7.S, whose product is annotated as calcium binding protein 7 S homeolog. NCBI's taxonomy places the organism in Eukaryota, Metazoa, Chordata, Amphibia, Anura, Pipidae. The coding region runs from base 70 to 654 and encodes 194 amino acids. The transcript has 5 exons. Gene Ontology annotation, molecular function: calcium ion binding. The record is from RefSeq and is a predicted model, not a curated record. Gene Ontology annotation, cellular component: perinuclear region of cytoplasm; Golgi apparatus; plasma membrane.